UCGGCGCGCAUGCGCGGUGCCCGCCCACUGGGGAGAGGAAGGAGGGAGGCGGUGACGGUGAAAUGAUGGCGACGUUCUUCGGGGAGGUUGUGGUCGCUCCGUCCCGGGCCGGCGUGGACGAUGAGGAGGAGACCGAGGAGACGGCAGAGGAUCGGGAGAUCCGCAGGGAGCUGCAGGAGAAAAGGGAGAUCGCCGUGCUCUGGACGCCGGGAGCCGCGGGGAGCCCCGCCGAGGAACCCCUGCCCUGCUCCCGGUUCGUGGUCGCCGUAGGACACAACGCUGCCGCUUUCCUGUCUUCUUUUAUUCUGGAUUCCGUACGUUGGAAAGUAGUUGGAGCUGUGAAACUGUGGAAUGAAUGGUGCCAAACAACCAAUGCAACAAGUGUCCUCCCAACAGAUUCUUUCUGCUUGUUCUAUCAAUUAAUAUCAGAUCCAACAGUUUUGUUGUGCCAGUGUAGUUGCUAUGUUGCUGAAGAUCAGCAGUUCCAGUGGCUUGAAAAGGUUUUUGGCCAUAUAAGAAAGGAAGGCUUGCAAGUAACUAUUCUUUCAACGUGUCCCGUAGCUGAAUACAAAACUCAGGAAUCCACUUUGACGCUUCCAUCUCCAUUUCUGAAAGCCUUAAAGACGAAAGAAUUCAAAGGGGAGGUUUGUUGUCCACUGCUGGAGCAACCAAACAUCGUGCGAGAUCUUCCUGCUGCUGUUCUGAGUUACUGUCAAGUGUGGCAGAUUCCUGCAGUGUUGUACCAGUGCUAUACUGAUAUCAUCAAACUGGACACAGUUACAAUUGAAGCAUUCAAGCCUCUGCUUUCUUCUAAACCCCUGAAGAAUUUAGUCAAGGAUGUAUCUGAAAGCACAAAGGUAUUGAAGAAGUUGCUGACAACCGGUGAAACUCACAAUAAUAUCUACAUCUAAAGAGGACGCUUGUUUUAAACUCCAGAUUCUUCCAUAGAGGGCACUUUGGAAUUGUAGUUAUUUCUUCAGAAGUUGUACUUGAUAUUUCCUUUUGAAUUCAUUUGGUUACUUUCUAGUUCAUCACAAUACACACGCAGUUUGUCUGUAAGAGAUGGAAGACCUUCUCCAGGAGCAGCUUUGUGAGGAAAGAUAUCUUAAAUAUGACGAGUAAUUACUUCUUCCUGAGGGAGUUGUCUUACCUAAACUGACUCUUCUUAUAUAUAAAAUAAUAAAUACUGUCAAUGUGUUCUUGUUUGUUUUCUACUUUGGUUUAUAUUACUUAACUUAAACGUUUCUAUGGUGAAGAAAAUAUUAUGUAUGUAUAUGUAUGUACGUGUGUAUAUACAUAUUUUUUAAUAUAGAAUGAUACGUUUUAAGGGAUUGAUAGUGGAAAAUAAGCUUGCUUUACAAAGACACAGGAAUGCAGGUCUUGUUUGAACUCAUGGGAGAGCUGUGAGUUGGAUUCACGGAGGAAAGGAUCCCAGCAGUUCAGGAUGGCAGUGAACAGAGGUGUUUAAAUUGCGCACAGCUCAUCCUUAGGUGCAAUAAGAAUACAGCAGUUAUGGAGCUCUCUGCAUUAUACUGCAUGUCCAUCCAGUGAGACCUUAUGUCCUUCUGUGAAUCUGCCAUCCCUUCUGGUUGGGAAAUUGUUGGCUAAGUCAGUGUCCACUGAAGUAAUGACAGGCUUCAGCAACCCCACUGGAACUUCUGUUAGUUUGGGGUUUUAUUUGAUGCUUUAAACCACACGCUGUCUCGCAGUUGCCACUGUAGUGGAACAUUCUUGAUGUGGGUUCGAAGUUGAUUAUUACUCAAGACAUUGAUGUCAACUUCAGUUAAUAUAGCUGGAAUUAAGCAAGUAACUGUUACUUGAAACGAUACUCCGUUUUCAUAUGGACUCGUAAAGUGCAGGAUAUGGUUCCUCCUAUUAUUUUAAUGUUGGUUUUUGGUUUUUUUUACUUCUGUGUAGCAUUUUAAUUAAAACCUGUUUUUACAGCUGA
Messenger RNA from Coturnix japonica (Japanese quail), 1948 nucleotides. RefSeq names its product proteasome assembly chaperone 1 (gene PSMG1). Gene Ontology annotation, cellular component: endoplasmic reticulum. Lineage: Eukaryota; Metazoa; Chordata; Aves; Galliformes; Phasianidae. Gene Ontology annotation, molecular function: proteasome binding. Gene Ontology annotation, biological process: proteasome core complex assembly. The record is from RefSeq and is a predicted model, not a curated record.